This is a messenger RNA of Coregonus clupeaformis (lake whitefish), 3757 nucleotides long. Its product is annotated as transducin-like enhancer protein 1. The record is from RefSeq and is a predicted model, not a curated record. Gene Ontology annotation, cellular component: transcription regulator complex; nucleus. Gene Ontology annotation, biological process: regulation of DNA-templated transcription; negative regulation of canonical Wnt signaling pathway. Bases 671 to 3019 code for a protein of 782 amino acids. Lineage: Eukaryota; Metazoa; Chordata; Actinopteri; Salmoniformes; Salmonidae. The transcript is spliced from 20 exons. Gene Ontology annotation, molecular function: transcription corepressor activity; protein binding.
UGAGAAAGUUGCCAUUGGGGUAAAGCGAGGCUUGACGCUACAUUGUUGCGCUGAUAGUGGGAGUCGUUAUUUUCUAAACUAACAACAUUUUCCCCUUACGAAACCUUUCUUAGACUGAAGUAUUUUCUAAUCUCACGUUUCAUCGAGUACAGGCUAUUCUUCAGAUACGAAUAGUAAUUUAUGCUGAGCAUUCACCACAAGCUCCCACGGCAAGUCAAGUGGGAACUCUUCAUUACAAUUAACUUCUGUGGAUUUGUUCUAGUAGCCUACCCUUCUUCACUGAGCGCGUUGUGGUCUUGGCUCUGUUGACUACAACUGGAGUUUCGGAUAUUGCUGUGUGGACAGGAUCACACAGCCUACAACAGAGGACGACUACUCUUUUUUUCUCCUCUGGAUGACCCGUCUCCCUUGUUUUUACGGUUGAUACAUGGUCGUAUGCUGGAGUAAAGAAAGAGAAAGGUAAUCUUCCGCGCAUCAGUCGCCGGAGCACCGCUGUUGAGGAGUUGAACGGAGAUCUAGGAGGACAAACGGUCGGACGUUUUGUGUCAUUUUACGGCCAGUCUCGGAAGGACCUAGGAUGCAUUUAUCGUAAACUGGAGCAUCCCCACGCCGGUCCCUAUUUUGAUACCAGACGGUUUUUUAGGAAGAGGACAUCUGCGGAGGUAGAACGAUGUUCCCCCAGGGUCGACACCCGACGCCCCACCAGGCCCCGGGCCAACCUUUCAAAUUCACCAUUCCAGAGUCACUGGACCGCAUCAAAGAGGAGUUCCAGUUCCUCCAAGCCCAGUACCACAGUUUGAAACUGGAGUGUGAGAAGCUGGCCAGUGAGAAGACAGAGAUGCAGAGGCACUAUGUUAUGUACUAUGAAAUGUCUUACGGGCUGAACAUUGAAAUGCACAAACAGACAGAGAUUGCCAAGAGGCUCAACACCAUCUGUGCACAAGUCAUCCCCUUCCUCUCACAGGAGCACCAGCAGCAGGUGGUCCAGGCGGUAGAGAGAGCCAAGCAGGUCACCAUGGCUGAACUCAACGCCAUCAUUGGGGUACGGGGACUUCCCGGUCUACCACCCACUCAGCAGCACCUGUCCCACGCGCACGGCUCCCAUGUCCCCCUCACCCCCCACCCCGCGGGGCUCCACCAGGCCCAUUUGGGAGGGGCCAGUCUGCUCGCCCUGUCCAGUGCCCUGGGGGCGCCGCCGCCCCACCUGGCCAGCAAAGAGGACAAGAAACACCCAGUGGAGGUCGAGCACCUGAGAGAGCGAGAGCCAGGCACAAGUAAUACCCUGCUGGUUGCUGACAGUUUGCGGAACUCAGACAAGCGGCGCAACGGACCAGAAUUCUCCAACGACACCAAGAAGAGGAAAGUGGAGGACAAGGACUCCAGUCAUUAUGAUAGUGAUGGGGAGAAGAGUGAUGACAACCUGGUGGUGGAUGUCUCCAAUGAGGACCCUGCCUCCCCGCAUGGAACGCGCCUGCCAUCCCCCAGGGAGAAUGGGCUGGACAAGACACGCCUCCUGAAGAAGGACCCCUCCUGUAGCCCCGCCUCCACAGCCUCAUCUGCAAGCUCUUCCUCCCUCAAGUCCAAAGAGAUGGGAAUGCGUGAUAAGCCGGGUACGCCUGGGCUGAAGUCGAGCACGCCUACUCCCAGAGGAGACGCCACCCCAGGACCCAGCGCCACGCCCACUCUCCGACCAAGCCUAUCCAAGCCCCCCUCCAUGGACCUACCUCACCCACCUAUUCUUUUAACCCAUCUGACAACAGCUCCUGUGUACCCCUUAGCUGCUGGUCUGCGGACCCCGCUGGCGGUGCCAGGGUCGUACCCUGGGCCUUUCGGAAUGCUUCCCCACGCCGCCAUGAACGGGGAGCUGGCAGGCGCCGCAUACGCCGGCCUCCACAACAUGUCCCCCCAGAUGAGUGCUGCGGCUGCCGUCGCUGCGGCCGCGUACGGACGCUCCCCUAUGGUGGGCUUUGACCCUCAUCCUCACAUGAGAGUCCCUGGAAUGCCCCCCAGCUUAUCAGCCAUCCCUGGAGGCAAACCGGCCUACUCUUUCCACGUUAGCGCCGAUGGACAGAUGCAGCCGGUGCCCUUCCCUCCGGACGCCCUGGUGGGCCCGGGCAUCCCACGCCAUGCUCGCCAGAUCAACACUCUGAACCACGGCGAGGUGGUGUGUGCCGUCACCAUCAGUAAUCCCACGCGCCACGUCUACACGGGUGGCAAGGGCUGCGUCAAGGUCUGGGACAUCAGUCACCCUGGCAACAAGAGUCCCGUGUCCCAACUGGACUGCCUGAACCGAGACAACUACAUCCGCUCGUGCCGGCUGCUCCCCGACGGCCGGACGCUCAUUGUGGGGGGCGAGGCCAGCACGCUGUCAAUCUGGGACCUGGCGACGCCCACCCCGCGCAUCAAGGCGGAGCUGACCUCCUCUGCCCCUGCCUGCUACGCCCUGGCCAUCUCCCCCGACUCCAAGGUCUGCUUCUCCUGCUGCAGUGACGGGAACAUCGCCGUCUGGGACCUGCACAACCAGACCCUGGUUAGGCAGUUCCAGGGCCACACCGACGGAGCCAGCUGUAUUGACAUCUCCAACGAUGGGACCAAGCUGUGGACGGGGGGGCUGGACAACACUGUUCGAUCCUGGGACCUGAGGGAGGGACGCCAGCUGCAGCAGCACGACUUCACCUCACAGAUCUUCUCUCUGGGGUACUGUCCGACGGGAGAGUGGCUGGCAGUGGGGAUGGAGAGCAGUAACGUAGAGGUGCUCCAUGUCACCAAGCCAGACAAGUACCAGCUGCACCUCCACGAGAGCUGUGUGCUCUCCCUCCAGUUUGCCUCCUGUGGUAAAUGGUUUGUGAGCACAGGGAAGGAUAACCUGCUGAAUGCGUGGAGGACACCGUACGGAGCCAGUAUAUUCCAGUCGAAGGAGUCUUCGUCGGUGCUUAGCUGUGACAUCUCAGUCGAUGAUAAGUAUAUAGUUACAGGUUCUGGAGAUAAGAAGGCCACUGUCUAUGAAGUAAUCUACUAGACUGCACUAGUGAGCGGGUCGGCCACUGACAAACCAAAGUGGCUUUCUACUGUCCUACAUCUCCCCUGGGUCAGGGGAUCCUACAGAGCAUUCUAUAUAUGUGACCUUUCUACUGUCCUACAGCAGACCCUGGGUCAGUUGAUCCUACAGAACAUUCUAUAUGCAUUACCAUGGGCAGAGCCCCCAGAACAAUGACUGAUGGACAGACAGACAGCAAGACGGACCGAAACCUCAGAGAUGCCGAAUUAACAGCGUUGUAGUUUUUAUUUUGACAGACAAAGAAUGUGAAUGGCCUGGUGACCUCGACCCUUUGUGACCCCUAACCUCUGACCCCAGCCUGCUUUUCUGCCAGACAUGAGCCCCCACUCUGACCUUUCACCCUAGUACCGUGUCCCAUCCUACAUGUCCACUAUCGUGUGAUUAGUUCAGUUUUAUUCUCUUUGUUUUUUUGUUAUCGGUCGAGCGUUUGUAAAAAAGUGUAUAUAUUUCUUUUCUUACAGUAAAUGCUUUAGAAAUAACAGAAAUGUUUGGUAUGUCUUUUACAUGGAAAAAAAUCUAACCAGGAAAAACACUAAAUGGUCUUAAUGCUAGCUAAUAUAAAUCGAAUGAAAUUACUAGACAAUAAAUGUUCUUUGUUUCGAACAAACGUCUUUUCUCUGGCUUCCAAAGUAGUGAACUGUAUCGUUCUAGUUCUUAUAUUAGUAAGGUCAUGACCUUCCAUCCAACAGGCCCUAUAUU